Molecule: messenger RNA, 667 nt
Organism: Neltuma alba
Lineage: Eukaryota; Viridiplantae; Streptophyta; Magnoliopsida; Fabales; Fabaceae
Product: serine/arginine repetitive matrix protein 5-like
Exons: 2
Coding region: 119-667 (182 amino acids)
Source: RefSeq, a predicted model, not a curated record
AGUGCAGCCAUGGAGGUGAAGGGACCGCAAUGACGUGAGAUUUCUGAUGGACUCCGGAAGUGACGCCAAAGAAGUACAGCCAAGGAGGUAAAGAGACCGCAAUGAUGUGAGAUUUCCGAUGGACUCCGGAAGUGACGCUAAAGAAGUGCAACCAUGGAGGUCAAGAGACUGCAAUGAUGUGAGAUUUCCGAUGGACUCUGGAAGUGACGCCAAAGAAGUGCACCCAUGGAGUUCAAGAGACAGCAAUGAUGUGAGAUUUCCGAUGGACUCCGGAAGCGACGCUAAAGAAGUGCAGCCAGGGAGGCCAAGAGACCGCAAUGAUGUGAGAUUUCCGAUGGACUUCGGAAGUGACACCAAAGAAGUGCAGCCAGAGAGGUCAAGAGACUGCAAUGAUGUGAGAUUUCCGAUGGACUCCGGAAGUGACGCCAAAGAAGUGCAACCAUGGAGGUCAAGAGACUGUAAUGAUGUGAGAUUUUCGAUGGACUCCGGAAGUGACGCUAAAGAAGUGUUGCCAUGGAGGUCAAGAGACUGCAAUGAUGUGAGAUUUCCAAUGGGCUCCGGAAGUGACGCCAAAGAAGUGCAGCCAUGGAGGUCAAGAGACUGCAAUGAUGUGAGAUUUCCGAUGGACUCUGGAAGCAAUGCCAAAGAAGUGCAGCCAUGGAGGUGA